Cokeromyces recurvatus is the source of this 276-nucleotide messenger RNA. RefSeq names its product BRO1 domain-containing protein. The transcript has 2 exons. Gene Ontology annotation, cellular component: endosome. Bases 1 to 276 code for a protein of 91 amino acids. The record is from RefSeq and is a predicted model, not a curated record. NCBI's taxonomy places the organism in Eukaryota, Fungi, Mucoromycota, Mucoromycetes, Mucorales, Mucoraceae.
AUGAGGAUAGCUACUACCAAUAUGCUAGCUUGCAAACCCAAAAAGACAGAGCGUAUUACAUGGACACCUUAUCUUCGAGAAUAUAUUUCAAAUGGUUAUGCAGAGCAUCCUGAUCUUUAUACAGAUGAUUUUAGAUUAUUAGAUGAGUUGAGGAACGAUUGUAUUUAUAUUGAAGCAAACGAAAAGUCUUUAAACAGACUCAUAAAGUAUUAUGCUCAACUUGUAUUCAUUAGUACUAAAUUUCCUAUUGAUGUAUUAUAUAUAUUUUAUAUCUAG